Molecule: messenger RNA, 12547 nt
Organism: Bombus terrestris (buff-tailed bumblebee)
Lineage: Eukaryota; Metazoa; Arthropoda; Insecta; Hymenoptera; Apidae
Gene: kek5
Exons: 11
Coding region: 1160-3430 (756 amino acids)
Molecular function (GO): protein binding
Source: RefSeq, a predicted model, not a curated record
CGGAGUCUGCAGCGCGCGAAAGUUGUAUAUGCGACGCGUAGCGUGUGUCAUAUCGGGCCCGUACAGGAUUUCGUUCGGGCGUCAGUGCUCUGCGAUCGACAGUUUCUUUAUCUCUGUGCAACGUAAUGUGACAAUCGGGACGCACGCCUCAGUUCGUGAUCGAUAUCGAUUCUCGCGGUAUCGAACGUGGAUAAAUAGAUCGCAAGUGUCGCUGUUGUCGUUUUUCGUUUCUGUAACUCGUCGAACGCGUUACCACGUGAUUUUUCUCUAGAAAGUUUGUAACGCGGAGGCAACCGUGUUUUUCGUGCGGCGAUUUACAGUGAGUGUUUUGAUCAUUUCCGGAGUGUGAUUAAUUUGCGAGUCGUUCCGUGAGCCCUCGAUGUAUAUCGAUAUAUACACGAUGUACGCGUUGCGGUGAAAACGGAGGGAAAAAGAAUUUAAGCGGGAGUGGCGUUGGUAGUUUCGUUCGUUUCGUUUCGUUUCGUGGAUCGGCCACUCUCUGUCUUUGUGUGUGUCGCAGCUGCGGCGUCUCUUGCAACCGGCUAAAAGAAACAGAGAAGGAAAAGGAGCAAGGUUGCUGGUGGCGGCUCCGAUUGACGGAUAGGAUCGUUCCAGCUUCCAGCAGCGGGCAGAGCGUCCACCUUGUAUGGCAGUACGUACAUUGAAAGCUGGUUGAAGUUUUAAAGCGUAAAAUCCUCUAUGGAAUGGAGCCUUCACACAUUUCCAUCCCAUGAGGAACAGGAAGAUCGAGAUUUUCGAGGUGUUUUCCACGAAGGAUGGAGUAUCAUAGCUCUCGGGCUUAUUCAUUUCGAAGUUAUGCAUCGUAAGGUAUAGGUGAGAAAUAAGAAAGGCGGAGAAAGUGGAGGGCAAUUUUGUGCGUCUGCUCGAAGAAAAUGGUGACUACGUAGAUUCUUCUUACACGAAGAUUACAUGCAGUGUCACGCGUCUGCGGGGAUUGCCGCCACUUACGUCGACGAGGAAUCUUCGAGUCAGCGAUCAGGAGCGACAUAUUGAUGCGCCGACGAUCGAUCCACGGACCAAGUGACGAGGCACAGACGCGCCGCCAAGAAAAUCUUCACAGACAAUAUUUCCUCGGCAAAGUGACGCUCAAGGCGGUCACGGAUUUCUCGCUUCUGUCUAAAUUAAGGAAAUCCUCGGGAUGGAGCUAAGAACGGCGAAACUGUUACUUUACUCAACACUGGUGGUCGUGGUGUGUUGGAGCCAGGAAUAUUGGACGGCGCAGUGUUCGUCGUCGUGCAAGUGCAGAUGGAUCUCCGGCAGGAAGACCGCCGAAUGCAUCAAGCAGAAUCUCACGCAGAUACCCAGCAGUUUGUCGCCAGAGAUUCAGAAUUUCGAUUUGACCGGGAAUCGUAUCAUGCACCUGAUGCACGACUCGUUCAGUCGGGUGCAUCUAGUCAAUCUUCAGAAGUUGGUGCUGCGAAAAUGCGAGAUCGAGUCGAUCCACACGGACGCGUUCAACGGCCUGAAGAUCGUGAUUGAGAUCGAUUUAUCAGGAAAUAACAUUAAAACCUUGUAUCCCGGUACGUUCAGGGAGACGCAACGGUUAAGGGUGUUGUUGUUGAACGAGAACAAGCUGAAGGUGUUGGAAAACGGUUUGUUUCACGAUCUCGCGUAUCUACAGAAGGUGAUGCUGUCUAACAACGAGUUAGAGCGAGUGGAGGAGGAAACCUUUCGUAAUCUUCCGGAAUUGCGAUUGUUGACCUUGGAUGGGAAUAAUCUGAGCGUAUUGAGGGUGCAGAGCUUCGAGACGUUGCCGAAGCUUGGCAGCCUAGAGCUGCAUAACAAUCCAUGGAAUUGCAAUUGCCGUCUGAAGAAAUUUCGCGAUUGGACGAUAGAACGAAAGCUGUACACGAAACCCACCACAUGCCAACAGCCAGCUACCCUUGCAGGGAAGAUGUGGGACGAAGUCAGCAGUGACGAAUUCGCUUGCCGACCUGAAAUCUUCACGAUAGGGCCGUCAGUGAAGAUCGAAGUUGGCAAAGGCAACGUCACCUUUUGGUGCAGGGCUUCUGGGAUCCCACGACCGCAGUUGGCCUGGGUACAUCGGUCGAGAAUUUUGAACAAUCAUACGAGACGACACAACGGAGAGAAAAACUACAUCCUGAAAUCGAGCCACGAAUGGCUGAACCUCACGAUACCGGACGUUAUUCCUUCGGACAAGGGUGAUUACGUCUGUCUAGCGAAAAGUCCGGGCGGAAAUACAGAGAAGAACGUGACCCUGACUAUCGCUGGUGACGCCAUGGGCGGCAAGGACAAUAUAAUUAGUCUGCCUCUCGCGCUCGGUUUUGGCGUGACCGCGUUGCUACUUCUGGUGGUGACCGUGUCCUUUUGCGUGUGCUAUUGUCGUCGUCGACGAACGAGACACGACGAGAAGAGCUUAGAGGCCGCCUCGAUGGAGCACCACGGCCUCGGUGAACAGGAGAAGUCCCUCAUCACGACUAUAAAUCCCGUGGUGAAGCCACCCAGACGAUACGAAGCGCCUUCAGUGACGUCGCACGGCACCGAGAUGACAGAGCUGAACCGUACAUUGCUCGACAACGACUCAGUCUUCGCUGAUGGUAUCGGUGGCGGUGUCGGCAGCGGAGUGAUCGGCGGCGUCGGCGACGACGAGAGGGAAGAACGAGCGACGCCAGAGCUCGAGAGCGGAACCGGCACCAUGUGCCGCGGAGGAGGCGGAAGCUACCGCCAGUAUCCGCCGGAUCUGUUGGCCUUCUCCGGCGGUCGAGGCGCAUCGCCGACGAGCCAGGCGUCCACCGCGCCCGACAACACGCGUCUUCCGAGUCAACAUGUGACACCCACGACAGCCGCGUUUGCCUCACCCUCGAACCAAUAUCCAGCAGCUUUCAAGACUUUGCCGCACAACCGUAGUGUUACACCCUAUGGAAUUACGAGCUCGUCGAUCGCACCUGUAAUGCCACGUCAUGGCUACGUGACGAUACCACGCAGACCAAGAGCACCCAGCUGGAGCAGCGGACCACCCACAUCGCCUACGGACGGAUUGGAGCCGGUUUACGAUAAUUUGGGAUUAAGAACGACCGCUGAUGGUAGUUCGGUCCUAUCGUUGAACAAAAGUCCCGAACCGUUGUCCUCGAUGAGGAAUCGACCUCUGCCUGGAACGCCAGGCUCGCACUACGGUACGAUACAGCGGAGCACACCAAAUAUAUUGACCAGCAGUCCACUCGAUAGAGCCGCUCCGGAAGGUGCAGCCGAAUGGCCAACCAAACUCGCUGACGAAUCGACCGACAGUAAUCAUCUUGUUGGACAAGCCCAACCGCAACAGCAACAACAAUCCGGUAGUAGCAACACGUUAGGAAGAAAAGUACCACCGAGACCACCCCCGAAACCUAAGAAGAAGUCCACCAACGGUCCCCUGUACGAGGACGAGGGCGAAGACGGCACAGAGGUAUGAUCGACGUAUGUCGGUCGACGAAGAUGAGGCCGCGAGGUCGUGGCCGUGCUGAGGAGGAGAGACGCAUGACCGAAGCCACAUUAAACCGGUAGUGCCUUUCAAGUUGAAACGACCCCCUCGAUACGCGGCGGGUCGAUAUUCGGUCGGAGCGCGUAAGUUCCGCCGGCGAACGUGCUGACGAACGAGCGUGCCGGGGGCUUCCACAUCCGGUGAACAUGGUUCGUCGGGUAAACCGCUGACUUUGGCGGAGAAACACCAGCAAAAUUUUUCGGACGAGACGCCUUUGCCGGUUAUUCUUUCUUUGUUCAUCGUGUAUCCUCUCUGUCUCUUUUUAUGUAUUUUAUAAUUUAUUCGGUUCGCGGCGCAUGACAGGGUUUCCGAUCGGGUGGAGGACAAGCAUAUAUUAUGUGAUUCGUGAGAUCGACACGCGGAUUCUCUACAUAGGGCAACGCAACGGCGAAUAACGCGAAUAACGAGAGAAGUGUCGAAGCGAUCGAUCGAAAAUCGACUAUGUCUUUCAAGAUCGUUUUACAAUUUCGGGGAGGAACAUUCGAUGAAACGUUUUUUUGAAAGAAACAAUCUCGACGAUACGAUGGAUACAACAAAACGCCACGAACGCUCGUGAUUGGUUUUACUACGUGUAACGAGAAAAUUAGUGGAUAGCGGGUUGUGCCGUUCACGGACGAUCAUAGACAGAAUUCAUGUAAAAUACAACGUAACCGGACAUUAGCAUUAAGGAUAAUGUCUCCAUAUGGAGACGUUCGUCUUAUUUAUUGACGUGCUUGUUGCAUGCCUAACGAAGAUCGCAUUCAAACCGCAGCAUCAUGAAACGAUGCGUUCUUUUAUACGAUCUAUUUGCAAAACGAUCAUGUGAUCGAUACCUCUUAAUUUUUUUUAUUUCUAUAUAUUUCUUCCUUGUUUUAUUAUUAUUAUUUAAAUUUUGUACUUCUGCCGAUGUGUACUGUGCUAUCGAUCAUUUUUACACGAUAUUUCGACUUUGUUAUUGUCCUUUUUUAUCCUCCAAGGAAGUGCAAAACGAUACUUUGGUUUUCUACUUCUCUUAGGUUUAAGAUUAUGUUUCUUUAUUGUUUUAAUUACAUAUUACAUAUUACGCAUUGGUACUUGACCGCAUCGAACCGGUAUCUGUUUUAGCGAUAUGUAAAUCGGAAUUAAGAGUAACGCACGGGAAGCCAUGUGCAUGGUUCCGCACUAUGUAAAAGAAAACGUAUUCAAGUAACGGAGAUGUUAGAAUAACUGUUUCUAGUAACGUUGACAGAAACGCAUACGUAAAAUCUUCCGAUUAUAUUCGUUGUUAAUGGUAAAAUAUCACAGAUGUUUCAAUCUGAGUGUUACGAGGUCGUAAAUCGGUAUGAAAAGAUCGGUCCUAUGGAUUUUCUCGAGAGUAGUGGCGCGGUUUACACGAUCGACGUUAUAAGAUACCGUGAUCAAAUUCAUGUUAUUCUCGUCCCUCGAAACUACUCAGAAAUAUUUUAAUAUUUGCGCAAGGCCAUGCUACUUCGUAUCUACGAAGAGAGAUCUCAGUGUACGUGCAUUUUUCCUGGCGAAUCGCCGAAUGUAUGUUGUAAAAAGAAAUCAUCGUACAGCUUGUACAUACAAUGUGUAUUAUACUACUUAAGAAAUAGCUCGUCUAUCCUCUAAUGGUUCGAUCUGACUAAGGUUUCGCCGAACCGUACGUGAAACAAGUGAUUCUGCACGAAAAUUUCUUUGAAAAAGAAUGGAAAUGGCGACACGUGAAAGCAAGGCGCGUCUAAUCCUUGAGUUAGGGAUACAACGUAAAUCGAUCUUAGAACUAACGAAGAAAGAAAGUGUCGUAUACGUAAAACACGAAGAACUGUAUAUGCGAUUCGCGCUUAAUUAACAGAUUUAAUUUAAAAAAGUGUACGAGGAAAAGAAGCUGUACAUUCAAAGCGAUUGAUCGUGAAUUAUUUCUUCCGGCUCCAUAGAACGCGUGACUCAAACUUCCUUUUCAUCGAACUUCGAUAGCUUCGAUUACGUCUUUCGUGUAGGUUCCUCGAGUUUUGGGGAAAUUCACGAUACUUUCCGGCCAUCGAUCUGUCUUGCGUGUCAAACGAAAUGCAACAUGACCGAAAGGCAAACAUUUUUAGCCAAUUCAGUAUUCUAAUGGCCUUACAGAUAUACAGAAAGGAUCAUUCUUGGACUAAACGUUUAUCGCUCGUAAGCUACAUGAACUCGUUAUACUUUCUGUACGCUUUAUCCGGAGCUUAACGUUGCAUUCCCGACUUUGGCGAGGAUUUAGGGAUCGAUCGUUCGCGCAACUUGUUGCGAACACACGAAUCCUCAUCCUGUAACGCUAGUUCUAACGGAAGAGUCCCUUCAACGACUUUGAAUAUUCCUAACAGGCUUCCCGUUUUCUCAACGAAUCUUCCAAGCACCAGGAAACGCUUCAAGAUAAUUAAACGGUUUCAAGCGGCUUUAUUUUUUCAUAAAGCAUUCGCUAAUUCUGAAUUUACAACGAACAAACAUUUGCUUUUGUGGACCUUUCUUCGUUGGAUUUUUCCUCUCUGAAAGCGAUCUUUUAAUUAUUAAAAGCAACGUAGCUUGCGCAUUAUUAACCUGAGUUUGUUUGUUAAAAGCACAGGAUGUGUCACGUAAUUGGAAAGAUUUGAACGCUCUGUUUGUUUGAAAAUAGUAUAAAUGGAAGAGAAAAAUGUUGAGUGGUACAAAUUAUUUUCAUAUUCUGUCUUUCGCUUGAAACAGGAAGACGCAUACUUUUGUUUAAUCAAGCUAAUCCCUCGAGUAUUGUAUUAAAAUAAUUUUUCCAGAAUGUUCCAAUUACAAAACUACAAACUAUUCGUAAUUAUUAUUUUAUACGAUAAUUUUCAUAAAGUUAAAUAACGUUAAAUAAAGAUAAAUACGAUAAAAAGAAUCGAGCUCCAUUAAGAACAUUUUAAACCAUAUUAACGUUCUUUGCUAUGUGCUAAAUAUUCAAAAGACUUCACUUGCAACAAAAAAGUGAUAUCGUAUCUAAAAGAUCAGACGUUACAUUCUAUUAUAAUUAUUAAAAGAGCGAAAUAAUAAAUUUUCGAGAUAAAUUUUGUCAACUCUUUUUCUAUCACUUUAUCUAUUUUCAGUCAAAUAGAAGGUACCAUUCUUUAUAUGCAUAUUUGAAGAAAGAAGUCUUAUUCUUCUUUACAACUACUUGGGUAAUGAUAAUGACGUGUCAAUUUAUGAAACAAAGGGUUUCGUCGUGAUAGCGACGAAAUAUCUUCCCCGAGCGUCAUAACGCACCUAACAGUAUUACGAAACGAAUCUAAGGACGAUGAUGCGAUGCCGAUGGGACGGCACGGAGAAAAUCGCGGCGCGAUCGUGUAACUUCGUUUCCUCAGCUACGUUUUAACAAAUAUACAAUCUAUUAACGUAAUAUUCUUAAAAGGAGAGCAAGAAGAGAAGUUAAUAUAAAAUAGGUGCCAAUGUACAGUUAUCUCUUACUAGUUGUUCUGGAAGUAAGAAUUUACUACGAAUAGUCUUUGAAAACCUUUGUAAGGAGAAAAUUUAAUGGAGAAGAAAUUUGUGUGUUUUACUCGUACUUGUUAGAUAAUAGAUGUUAAACUUUGUGAAUAGAGGAUUGCGAUGCUGUAAUUCACGAUGUUGUAGGGAUUAAUUGAAGGAGGAGUUGUAACAGAAAAUAACAAUCAUUUUCUCCUUUCAUUUUUUAGAACAAUUACACUCUUCAAAUAUUUCUAUUAUUUUCGUCCCGAUAAACUUCACUUUCUACGAACGCAAUUAUCUGUAAACGUUAAAUCUAAUUUCACACUAUCCUCCAAAAUUAUUUAUGUAUAUAAAUGUUUCCUAUUUCAACUUCAAAUUAAAAGUCUCUAAGAUGGUAAUCAGUCUUAUGACUCAACUUACAACAUUGGAGAUUUGUUACGUAAAAUCUCUAACACUUGAAAAUCGAACGAAUAAGGAAACCAGCAAUGUGUACAAAAAUUUCCGAUGAAUGAUCUCGAACGCUUCUUCGCACAAAGAUCACCACAAUCAACCGGAAGCGAGAUUACACGAACGAAUCGUCGCGAAUUAUUUUAAGCGGCCUAGCAGAGUCGCGGCUUGUCCGAUCCAAUUGUUGUGCCACGCCCUGUAAAUACACACGGACCUUAAUUGCACGCUAAUUCACGACGUUGUUUAUAUGUAAAUGUAGGCACGUACGAAGCAAGCGUGGCACGACCGGUUGGUACGGCGCCACGAGUAUAUUUUUGUAAUUUUGUAUUUUGACGAAUUCUCCGACUACGAUUCGUACCCACGACAAUCGCGCGGGGAAGAUACGCUUCGUCUGUAUUCCACGUUCUUAGUCCCAAGGAAUUAACCGGAUCCAGAAAGCGAUUCGCGCAGCUGUAAAAUAUGUCGAGACGGUCGUUAGAUUCCUAGGAUUUGCCUUGUCUGCGAUCAUCUCCUCGUUUAAUUCCUCGUCGUGUGUAUGCACAGGUUCUCUACACCGAUUUCUUGAUUCGCACUGGCGCUUACAUAUGUAACGGUGUAUUUGUCGAGAUUACGAUUCGAUUUGAAUUCCAGUAUAUAAGGGACGGUUGGCUAAAUAUAACGUCGCGUGGAUGUUUUUUGAAGGUUGAUUCUUCAUCCUUGAUUUUUCAAGAGCGAAAGAUGCUUAGUUUUAUUUGAGAUUUAAGGAGAUACAAAUGAGAAAUGAUCUUAGUUUAUUUUUAAAUAUAAAUAUCGACGUAAGAGGGAAACAUUGUCGUUUAUUUUCACGAUGCUAAGGAUUUAUUUUCAUUUCUUGAAAAUAUUCAGUAUACUUUACUGUUUGUCCCAGAAUAAUGAUCACGCCGUCGAAGAACUAAUUUUGCACCUUGAAACUUGUAAAAACUCGCAGGGAAAUUCGUACCACGUGUCGCGUUAAUUGCUUCGAAGCACGUUUGCAACAAUUGUCGUCGAAAAUUUAUCGAUUCGAGAAAAACUUCUUUAGUCCCCAAAGAGAGCAAGUAGAAGGAACGCUGUUCGUCGAUGAGAUUUGUUUCGCAUUGAACGCGUUCGCGUGAACGCAACCCUUCUCGAUUCCCCGCCAUAGUUUCCUCCACAUAAUGAAUAGCGGUACGAUCGUACACGCGAAAAUAGAACGUAUACGAUCCCCGCAAUUAUAACGUAGGGGGUCAACCCCGUCUGCUCUAUGUACUAUUAGCUGUGACGUGUUUACCAGGGAUGCGCAUGACGAGCCAAUACCAGUCAGCGUGUAAUUAUUAUGGCGAGGAUACUUCGUGCGCGCAGUUAGGCUGUUCGUCGUUUUAAUGACACUCCCUCUUUGAUCCUCGAACGUUGCAAUAACAUGGUUUAUGCGUCUUUCCAUUCUACUCUACCAACUGAAAGCACGACUUAGAGGCGAUAUCAUUCGUUCUCUAUCGUCCUUCGUGAGCAGACCAUUUUUCCAAUCGAUAGACGCGUACAGAUAUUCCGAUCCUUCGUCAACGUCUAUCUUCUAAUGACUCUGCGUAUCUACCUGUCAGGUAUAUAUCCGCUUGAAGUCAUUACGCCGUGGCGGAAAUUAAAGUCGAGGAGGAGACAGAAAGAGAACGUGAAGCGGGUUGAAGCGGUGGAGAAAGACGGUGCCUAAAGUCCGUGUAAUUGCGAAUGUCGAUGCGUUCUCGUGAGGACACGUCUCGGUUGGUAUUUUUAAUGAGGCACACGCGAGAUUUUCUCGUUUCGAGACUAGAAGCGAUCCGAGGGCGUUGGAAACAGGUGAAAAGACUGCUCGCGACGUCGACGAGGACAUUAAUAGAGCGACGCUGAAAGGACGACGUCCCGGCACUUGUUACCGGUUUUCUGGUUGAAUUGUGGAAUUAUCGAGCGUCGAUGGGAACGCGUAAUGAGCCCUGUUUCUCGUCCGCCGCUAUCGACGAACCACAGCCCGAGCGAACGCGGCUUGGCCACGUUUUAAUUGCCAGAUAAAGUUUGCCCGAGGUGGAAAUAUUAAAAAUUCGAUUUAGUCAAUUGUUUGCGAUGUCGAUUUAGCUCGACGAUUGCGGGAGAAAAGGGGUAACGAGAACACGCAGUGUUUAAUGUAAAAUUAUAAUUCGGCCUUGACUAAUUAUUUUUGUGCAGUUUGCUAAUGAACUUGCAUGGGCACAAUAGUAGAAUCACUUUUUGAUAGAUGUACCUGGAAUGAUUGCAUAAUUUCCUGUAACUUAUAGACACGUUUUCCGGCUUAAUUAUUCAUGGGUUACAACAUAAUAAUCGAAAGGAUGAAAAUGUUUCAUAAUACAAGUUUCGGCUUUUUACUUCGUGGUAUAGAUGCUGACGAAAAAUAUUGAUACAUUGAAAAAACGUCAGAACUGGUGUUAGAAUAAUUUUUUUCUUUAAAAAAAAAAAAAAAAAAUGAAAUUGCGUAAAUCGACCAGUUGCAUUUUGCGUCUUAUGCUGCCAGGGAUGUACUUAAAAAUCACGUGGUUUUUUCGUCCAUCUAAUUUUCAAAGCGCCACAAUAAUAUGGUAAUUAUCGUCUUCAUCGAAGAUGUAUCGGAAAUUGUAUAUAAUAUUCUUAGUUUCGUCACCGAGAUAUUGGCGCCAAGUUCUUGAUUUACAUCUGUAGGGGUGCAGGCGAAAGUACCGUCCAAUACACCGAUCCGACUAUAACAAUCCGGAGGUUAGACGCAUGUAAUUAAUUUUAUUUCACUGAUAGAUGCGGAUGUUUCAAAAUGUAGUAUUUCGAGAGAAUUUCAGACCGAUCGUUUUUAUGAUAAAUUUUUUAUAUAAUGUAUUAAUAUUAUUUUUAUUAGAGAGAGAUUUAUAAAUUUAUCUGCCACACAUAAUUGACGGAAACAAUUUCUUUGGAACAAAUAAAAUUAUAGGACUAAAUACAAUGGUAUUCUUUUUGGAAGUUGAUAAAUUACUGUCGUUCAAUUAUAGCCAUUUAAAUGAUAAAUUCGGUAAUAUGAAUGCAUUUAAUACUUCUAGAAUGGAAGCUAAGUGUCUCGCAAAUGUUUAUUCUAUAAUAAGGUAUUCAUUCGAGAAGCACCCACGAGAAAAACGAAUAAUGUUGAAUACAUUCCAAAAGGGACGAUAAUAAUCUUCCUAAUUAUCCUAUUUCCGUUUUUAAACGCAUUUUUCAGCCGUAUUCUCACUGGUUCUUUCAAGUUUAGUUCAUAUUCCGAGAGAGUUUAUAACAGCUAACUAAUUCUCGGAAAUGGAAGAUAAAACGCUAAUUUGAUUCAGUACAUGGCUGAUGGUAUGAAAAUCGCUAGCAACGAUACAAGUCUGAUAAAAAAAUUAAAUUUCUCUUAACGUCAAAGGUCAUCUCAAAAUUGAAAUUAUAAAUUUCUAAACGAGUGAUAAACUCUUAAACUUAAUUUCCGAGCAUUAAACGUAUGCUGCUAACGAUAUUCUUGCUUGAUAGUUUGAAUCGUGUAAAUUUAAGCGUAUCAUGUACGUAUCAUAUCUGUUUAAAUGCCGUUCGUUUGCAUGUGCUGAGAAUCGCGUAAAAUUUUGUAUAAUGUUCGCAUCUGUUUAUUCGUCGAACUGUUUUAACCAUUCUUCGAAGACUGAAACUUUUGUAAUUGAAAAACUACGUGAUUCCGUUUUGUGUAACUUACUCGAUCCAAAGGAAUUGCGCUCACGACAAAAACAUAAAAUGGUUGAAUAUAACUUCCAAGGUGAUCUACGCGAUGUUCGCGCAAGAACAAUUUUCUUGGGUUAAUUAAACAUUAAACGGUCAUGCUUUGAAAGCUGUUCGAACAAAUACUGUUCUAUGGGAAGACUUCAUCGCGACUCGUUACAUGAUGCGAUAAAGGUUUGAUGUAAACCAGCGUUGUCCAGACUUUAGAAUGUUCCCCUUAAAUGGUUGAAGUCUCCUUCGUCACACUGUGGAAACAUUGGUUGAUGCCACGUUAUGUAUUAAAAAAAAUACAUACUGGUGAAACCUCUGUUUCUGGUGAAAAUACGAAGGAGCUUAAAAAGAAGACAGAUAUACAUAUAUAGAAAGCUUUUUUAUUUACGGAUGAUGCUGGUAUAAGUCUCAAAUCAAUUAGUUACUCAAGGCUACUUCUCUGAAUUUUGGAGCAUGUUUGUGAUGAAGAAUUUGAACCUUGUGUCUUUAAAGUUGGCACAAAAGAGAUAAAACAUAAAGUAGCCUUGAGCAGUCAACUGAUCUGUAGCAAAUACUAUUUCAAAUAGUUCUAAAUGGGAAAAAGAUUAUGCUUUCUCGAUUGAUCGCUCGAAUCGUGUCCUAAUCAUCGUUGAAACUGCCUAACUCAUUCCAUCGCCACCUGUUUAAAGAAUAUACAUAUUAAAAUAGGACUUUCCACAUGUAUACUGUAACGUGUAACGAUAGUACCGUGCAGAACACGAAGCAUGUUCCUGACGAAGUGUUGUUAGGGCGCCGUUUUCUGUGGAUCAGCCGCGUCCAGGUUUCUCGUACUUGAUGAGCGUGUACGCGGACUUUUAUGGGGCCGAGUUAUGAAUAAAUGACGUUUCAUUAACAUAUUUUCGUAUCUCGUACAGCUCUAAGUUGUACAGGAUAAGAACGCUUUAAAGUGUUUUUAUCAUAAAUAGGGAUUAUUAUAAAUGUAAAGGAACUAUGUUUGCGUGUCACGAUAUAGGUGUAAGAAACUCUCUAGGGAGAACGUAGCGAUCAAGAAUUUUUCUUUUACUUUAGAUUGUAGAUGACAUAGGAACGUUAAGGAUGGAUAAUCGAGAUAAAAAUCUUUGCGAAUGUUGAUCAUGUCUUCUUUUUUCUAUUUUAUUACAUAUUCUCUUUUUAUUAAUUUUCGCGUUAUUAUUAUUGCUAUUAUUAUUGAUAAUAUUUACCGUCGUUAAUAUUUAAUAUUUCUAUCGAUCUAUUGGAUUUAUAUCGUUAUGUUGCGCUGUUAUUAUCAUUGUGAUCAUUAUUAUUUGUAGGAAGUUUUGCCAGAGAAAUUGUACUACUUGCCUUGUAACGGAAUUUAGUUUUAUUCUGUCAACAUUUCGGCUGAUUAUAAUUUAUACGCUAUUGUCAAUGUACUAUGUAUAUCAUUGUAAAUACUAUACAUAUUUUAUAAAUGAAAUAUUUAGCGUGACUGUAAUAUUAAGAGAAUGUACUGAAAGCACCACUCUGUACACUCCACGAUGGUUAAAUUUUAAUAAAUAUUUCCCAACCCCA